UCAUUUCACAUUUGUAUAAAUCUGUAUCGUACUACUAAAAUUAUGUGACUUAUUGAUAUUUAAUAAUAAAAAUUAAAUCGUUUCUAUUGGCAAUUCGAAAAAUUAUGGAUUCAUUUAGUGAAAAUGUGCUUAUGGCCACACGUUCACGUGUUAAUUUAAGUUGUGAUGACGUCAAGCGAGGAUAAUGUAACCUUAAAAGUGCAAGAAGUGACCAACAACAAACUUUGUUUUAUUUUAUCAUUACUAUCAGUUCGAAAAUUGUAUUGAUAUGUCACACUUCGGAGAUUUUAUGGACGGUGUUCCCGUUAAAAUAUCUGAGAAGUACAAGCGUCCUUCACCAAUAGAGUUACCCUACAAUGUAACUGAAUGUCCUUUACGUGCACAGAAUGUUGUCGAUUGCGUAAAUUACUGCUCUACAUUUGAGCGUAACAUUCUUGCAAAACUUAAAGAACUAAGAAGUGCAAAAGAGACCAAGAAAAACGAAAGACGACAUCGUCUUCACCUUCUUGAAGAGGCGAAGCAAAAGAAACUUGAUGCUAUUGCUGCAGCUGAGGCUGAGGAGAAGCUAAAGCAACUGAGCAUUUCUGAAGUGUCUUAUCCCAGCACUGAAGAGAUAAGCCCACUCUCACCCGAUGAUAAGCCAGAGCAUAACUGUGAUACCUCAGUUCAAGACAAUAUUGUUACUAAUAAUUCUGAUACAAAUAAAUCAACUAGUGUAGAUAUUAACUUGACUAACAUUGCCCAGGACUCUCAGUCAAGCAUCUUACAACCUAUCCAAGUUCAGUCCAACUAUCAGCAAUGCAGUUUGCUUGAUGAUCCUGAUCCACUUCAAGAAUUGAAAUUCACUACAAAUAUAACAAAGGCACAGUAUUCACACAAUGUGGAAACUUUGACUUUUAAAGAUUUUGAAAAUGACACAUCUAGCCCAUUUGAUAAUGUUGAACUGAAAACUAUAAAUGAUAUGGAAUUAUUAGCUCAAGUUUUACAAAGUCAAAGAGAUUCAAGUGUUAGUUGUCAAAUGCAAAGUUACCCUGAUCAAGUGUAUUCAGGAUAUGCCAACUGUGCUACACAGGCCCAACUUGAUGGAGGUACAUACCUUCCCAAUGCAUACCAACAGACAAUACAAGAUCCAAACAUUAUGUAUUCAUCUCCCCAACACUUUCCUGUCUCUAAUGGAUUCUAUGUUCAAGCAGACACAAUCUGUGAUAACACUUUGCCUUUAGACAAUGUGUAUGUUCCCAAUUAUCAAUAUUAUGUUCCUACUCAAACAUAUGCUGAUCAAUACUAUAACGCAUCUACAUCAGCAGAUAUCAGCCAAGUUGCAAAUGGUUCAUACAUUUCUCAGCCUUACUAUUAUCAGUAUCAACCAUAUUAUGAUCCAAAAAUAAAUACUGAACAGAAUAAUGUAACAUCAAGCAGUUCACAGAAUAUAAAAUCUAGAUCAAGAAGUGUGCCAGACAUUGUGAGAGAGUUGAAUGAAGAAUUAGCUACAGCUAAAUUAAGGGCUUAUGAAAGGUCUUGUAAUGUUAGCCCAGCACCAGUAACCAUUGUGCCUAGGUCUUCCUCUACUAGUGAGAAAAGAGAUAGUAGGAGAAGGAAACAAGAGCAGUUACCAAACCCAUUUGAAAAGUUUCCACCUCAGUUGCAAAGUGUUUGUCAAAAAAUUCAUGGCAUGGGCUUCCCACUAGAUCGGGUAGCAAGAGUAUGCAGUUUAGUUGGUGACAAUGAUAAAAAGAUAAUAGAAGGUCUUCUGAUUGUUGGAGAGCUCAUGGAUCUAGGUUUCUCUGAAGGAAAAGUAUCAGCAGCUCUUGCUAAACAUGAAUUUAAUAGAGAUAAGGCAUUAGAUGAGUUGGUUUCAUAGCAAUGAAUGCAAGUCCGCUGGUUAAUGAAUUUAAUGAGACUACUGAGCCUUAUCAAGGUAUUCUAUGCCAAUAUUAUGUCUUGAUGUCUGGAGGCUUAUUGUUACACUGGCCCUGGAAGAUUUAAGGCAGUUGCAAAGAUGCUGUGGUAAGAUGAAACGGCUUGAUAUAGUGUUUCAAAGAAGUUGUUUAGACAUUAGUGGUAAAGAAUAUUUUAUAUCUUUUAGCUCGUAUGACUUGCCAGACAUUUGGGAAAUCUAUAUCCACUUUUAUGCUUCCCAGACACGUUAUCUAUUAUAUAAAAUUUUAGUAGCAAAUUUUCACCCAAGAGUUAUUGUUACAUUUAAACAGAGAUAUUGAUAGGUAAAUGGUUGGUUCAUCUUCCAAAAACAAAAAUAAUUUAAUGCUAUACUUUUAUAGUUUCAGUGAUAUCAUAAUCUUCUUUUGGUCUUAUUAAAUUCAUUUCAUCUAUAGCCAUACACUGAAUUUGUAACAUGUUACAAUAUAAAUAUCAAUGGCCUUACUACUAUUAGAUCUCAUUUAAAUACAUUUCCAUCUGAAUGCUGUAAUAUAAUUUCUCUUUAACAAAUUUUUAUGUUUGAUAAGGAAAAUAUUUGAUAUCCACCAAGUUUUGACGGGACUUUUAUCACACAUGAACCUAAAAGCUCACCUUAAAUAGUGAAAACAAGUUAUCAUUUUAGAAUUUAUGGUCACUGUGAGUUGCAUUGCAGUGUUUUUAUCUUUAAAGUUAUAUUCCGUAAUAACUAUUAUUAUUAAAAGUAUAAUACUCCUUCACUUCCCAGGAUUUGAGGAGUUGUUUACUCAUCAAAUCCUAAACUAUAAUAUACUAAAUGGUUCAUUUUAACAAGUUGCAACGAAGUAUAUUAAUAAGACUGUUCAUUUUUAUGAUUAUGUCAACAACUCUAUUGUUAUAAAUUGCCACUUUGUACUUUCUUUUGUUGCCAUUUGGGGUCCUGAGUACCUAACCAUCACCCAACAAAUAAUGAUUAAGUCCGUCACUGAAUUGGGACAUUUAACACUACUUGAAUUACAUUUUUGCAGUUGUAUAUUUUUUAAUUCCAGAUUUAGCAAUAUAAGCAUAUUAUGUUAUGUUAAACAUAUUUUUUUUUGUUAUUUUGUAAAUAAUAGUACAAUUCAUGGUAAUAUAUCUUGUCCAUUGAUUUUGAUUUAAAAUAAUGAAUUUAUUUUACAAUAAUAGGUAGCCAUUCAUUCAAUAUUAUUUAUUACUCAGUAGAAAGUAAGUAUUGAUUGGUAAUUUAAACAGGUUCUUUUAAAAAAAAAUUGUAAUAGAGGAAGAUCAAUUUAAAUUAUUCCGUUGUUAAAUAAUUUUUUCGUUUGUUUUGUAUAAUGUAUAUCAGCUUAAAUGCCAGAUAAAUUAGACAAAAGAUUGGCUCUGACAGGCAUUACGUCAGGCUUCGCUUAGCAAAAAAAGGGGGUUUAGUUCUUAUUAAUUUGCUAAUGUUCAAGUUUCGUUACAUAUACUCGUCGGGGAGGUGCAUUAUAUCAUCAUUGUAUCAGUCAAUUAUUAAUAAAUUGAAAAUUUUGGGAAUAAUUUAAUUUGCACGCACUUGGGUCAGAUGCUUGCCUAAACUGCCAAAAACUCAGCCUAAUGAUGAUAAUAUUCAUUGUUAAUACUCAUGGAACUAAAUAUCCGAAAUGUUUUAUAACACGUUUAGCCGAAGACGUAAUAAAAAGAAAAUGUUUGCAUUAAUUGUCACCUGCCUUGGUCAGCCUGAGCCAACUUGAGUGAUACUGUCUAUAAUGCUUGGGCAUAGGGCGCGUGAUUUUCUAUAGCUUAAAUAUAUAUAAAUUAUUGUAUAAAUAAAAGAGUUAUUUUCA
Molecule: messenger RNA, 3719 nt
Organism: Pieris napi
Lineage: Eukaryota; Metazoa; Arthropoda; Insecta; Lepidoptera; Pieridae
Exons: 2
Coding region: 269-1861 (530 amino acids)
Biological process (GO): ubiquitin-dependent protein catabolic process via the multivesicular body sorting pathway
Cellular component (GO): ESCRT I complex
Molecular function (GO): ubiquitin binding
Source: RefSeq, a predicted model, not a curated record